Marchantia polymorpha subsp. ruderalis is the source of this 3527-nucleotide messenger RNA. Lineage: Eukaryota; Viridiplantae; Streptophyta; Marchantiopsida; Marchantiales; Marchantiaceae. The record is from the annotation of a GenBank genome assembly.
AGCCGCCCGCCUUCUUCAUACCGUACCUGGUACAGUACUGUACAGUGCUCCGAUCGGCCACUUCGGCCCCUCUGUUCUUGUCUGUUCUCCGUUUCUUCGCCAGGGGAUGUCUUCUCGUGGACAUUCUGCACUGCACAGUAUCUGCGUCAAGCUCAAUGUUCGAGUUGCUGGGGGCUUUCUCGGGCAGCGACGACGUCACGGAAUUCGACUCAGAGCUCGGCGAUUGGGAUUCUGGAAUUGUCUCUGAAGUCAUCGAUAUCAGUCGAACAGAAAAUUAGGGAGAAGCAUAUUGAGAGCUGGAGAAGCGGAUUCUCGAAUUCGGCUGUGCAUGGGCUUCAUGACGGUUGAAACUUAGGCUUGACUCAGCUAAGUAGAGAACAGUGGGUUGGCCUGUCACUUAACAAAGUCGAUCAUGGCGAGGAACAAGGAGACUUUAAUCCUUUUGGUGGACAUAGGACCGAGCAUGCACCCUCAUCUGGACUAUGCAGCUAGGGCCAUUUCAGCACUCGUACAGAGGAAGAUUGUUCACAAUAAGCACGAUGAAGUCGGAUUAGUGUUUUUCGGUGCCAAUGAUACAGACAAUGAGCUCAGUUCUGAACUUGGGGGGUACGAGGACAUUGUGGUGUUAAGGCCUAUCGCUGUCGUCUCGGAGGAACUCGCCCAAGCUGUGGACCAGUUCUCUAAGGAAUAUGGGACUAGUGAUUUUAUGGAUGCUAUGGUCGUCGCUAUGGACUUGAUAGUGAAAAAAUGCGCAGCAGGAUCCAAAGGCAACAAGCGAAUCUAUCUUAUCACAGAUGGUGAAUCUCCUGUGAAGGAACCUGAGGAAGGGACCAAAUCAGAGCAGGUGGAACUUCUUCGUAAUCAACUGCAGAUGCACAAUAUAAUCUUGGAUGCCGUUGUUAUUCGCCUUAAAGGGGAGAAUGGCGCACUGGAGUCUAAAGCAAGUCAAGAGAACGAAUUUCUUUUGAGAAGUUUUGCUGAUGGAACCAUGGGAGACCUCGUACUCGUGGAAAGUUACACUACCCUGCUAGGAGCCGUCAAGUCCAGAUCAGUUUCUCCAACAACACUCUACAGGGGUGAUUUGGAGCUCACCCCAAACAUGUCAAUCAAGGUAUGGGUUUACAAAAAGGUUAGCUCGGAGAGAAUGCCGACAUUGAGAAUCUACUCUGACAAGGCACCACUCCUGGACACCACUGCCACUCAUGAAGUUAAAUUCGACAUCGAAUACAAGAGCUCCGUCGAUCUGGAUGUUAGCAUAGCUCCGGAACAGCGAAUUAAAGCUUAUAAGUAUGGUCCCCAAUACGUUCCUAUCUCGUCGAAAGAAGAAGAAGCUCUGAAGUUCAGGACGGAGAAAGGAUUGAAAGUGGUUGGCUUCACCGAUAAGUCAAAUGUUCCUAGACAUUAUUUUAUGAAAGAGACCAAUGUAUUUGUACCCGAACUAAGGAACACAAGGUCUACACUUGCUAUUUCCUGUCUUGCUCGAGCGAUGGAAGCUGAGGGCAAGGUUGCAAUUGUUCGUUGUGUUUGGAGAGCAGGCCAAGCUAAUGUUGCGUUAGGAGUUCUUACACCUUGCCUUGGCAGUGACGACUCCGUAGCUGAUUGCUUCUACUUCAACAACAUUCCUUUUUCAGAAGACCUUCGUGAAUUUGCGUUUGCCUCCUUCAAAGACCGUCCUUCCACGCAGCAACCAACAAGAUUGCAGCAAGAAGCGGCGGAUGCGUUAGUCCAAAUGAUGGACCUCGUACCCUAUCCCGGACAGGAGUUUCUGAUGCCAGAAAGAACUGUCAAUCCCGUAUUGCAGCGGUUUUACAGCUUCCUUCAUCUGAAGUCAGUGAAUCCUGAGGCAGCUGUCCCACCUCUGGAUAAAGCACUUCAAAUCAUCAUUCAGCCCGAGGAACGAUUUAUUCAAAAGGUGGACUUCAUGUUGCAGACUUUCAAAGAACAGUUCCAACUUAUACGAAGUACUCAGACGGAAAAGGGAGGCCGGAAAUUCUGGAAGGACAGAUUAGGAGAAAAUGAAGCUGCUUUACCUGGGGAGGACCUUCUGCAGAUAGAGGACGGAAAACCACUGACGUUUGAGUUCCUCACUGGCAAGAAAGUUGAGCAAGUUGGAAGUUUGAAUCCUGUUGAAGAUUUUGAAGCUCUGCUUGCACGACGAGACAGCGAUCAGUGGGUAACAAAAGCGAUCAAAGGGAUGAAAAAGAUUAUAACCGAUCUUCUCAACUCCGCUUAUAAUGGGAAUACAUAUGAGAAGGCUGUGACCUGUCUUAUUGCUCUGCGGCGAGGCUGCGUAAUUCAAGAGCCCUGUAAGUCCUCCCUGUUUCCACUUUUGUUGUUCUUCUUCACAUUCAUUUAUGUACUUUUUUGGAGAAUGGAACCUACAUUUCAUCCAUGCCUUCACAAAUCUCAAAUCAUUUAGUGCUCUAGUUUAUCUUCGGUACCUGACCUAGUGUGCACAGUUAUGUAUCACUAUAGUUCCGCCCUUUCGAGUUAGAAGUUGGCUCUUGCGACACUGGUGUAAAUGAUGAGACCUUGUGGAUUGAUACAGCAGAGUACGUUCUUGGUUAUAUGAGUGUGGAACUUUCAACUGACAGUGCUAGCAAGGAUCGAGUUCUGGAUUGUGUGUUAGCUGCAGUAAGUGCAGUUUACUAACAGAGUUGGUGAAAUGAACGAUUCAGUGUUUUCGAAAAUAAGAUCUUUGUACCCUGCACACUGAGGUAGGGCUGUGUGAUGGCAAAUUGAUGUUUGCCAUUCAGCUGUCGGUGAUGGUUACUGGCCUCUUACGGCGUCUCCCGUGGGAACUUAAAGCGCACAUUGCAUUUAAUUCUCGUCUAUACUGCAAGAGCCGUCUGAUUUCAAUACGUUCCUGGAAGAAAUCUCCAACAGAUGCAGGGGUAAACGUCAAAAUGACUUCUGGGAAUUGGUUACUGCUAAAAACUUGACCCUUAUUAGCAAGGACGAAACACCUGACAGUGAUGUAACACAAGAGGAGGCGGCGUCAUUCUUGAGCAGAGUGCAGAACUCAGGACAUGUCUCAGAGGGAGUUCCAGAAGAGGAAGUUGAUGAGAUAGAAGCACUUUUAGAUGACGUCAUCUGAGUGACGUCCCUAGCUGCGCAUCAACUGUCUUCCACUCGUUUUAUUUGAACCUGCACUUGUUCUAAGUCUAGAUGUAGAUAGAUAAAGAGAGGAAAUGGAGGAGUAAUUGUAUCGACACGCACGGCAUGUCAGUUUUAAGUAGAGCCGUUUAGAGAUUGAUCUGCUUAUGCUACAAGAUUCUCAGUGAUAAGUAUAGUUUGCUACAACUAUCAACCAAGGUUCUUGUAGUUCAUCAGAUCUCUACCCGCAAGAUGGGUGUGGACGUUCCAAAGCUCAAAUACACAUCGUAAUGUUCCUUGUUUGUCAAAUCGGGCCUAUAAUGAACUGACAGAGGCCAGUUUGAAGGUUUUGUACCAACAGUAUCAGUAUCUUGAAAACACAAACUCCAAGCUUGAGUUGUCAGACUCUUAUACUUUCUGUUUGAUUGUCU